This is a messenger RNA of Symbiodinium sp. CCMP2456, 864 nucleotides long. NCBI's taxonomy places the organism in Eukaryota, Dinophyceae, Suessiales, Symbiodiniaceae. The record is from the annotation of a GenBank genome assembly.
AUGCCGCAGCAAUAUCUCUAUGAGCUGACUGCAGUCCCUGCCGGAUGGUCCCUGGCCACCGUCAUCGACGCCUUCGCCCGCUUGGCUGUUUAUCAUGCAGAUCAUCGGAAUGCUAGCGCGGCGAGCCGAGCUCGCGAGGCGCUGAGCUGCCGACUGGCGGAGUUGUGGGCCUCGCAGCCGCAGGAAGCCGAGGCCUGGCUCCAGCGGUGCCGGGAGCGCUUCGCGACGGAGCUCGCAGACAAGGAGCCGAGGCCGGAGGAGCUCAAAGAGGCGCUGCUCCGGCACGGGGCGGCCGAGGUCGGCGGCAAGUACGAGUGCGGCCACUGGCGCCUCUCCGAGGCCGGGCUCCUGCGAGGAGAGCCGCGCGCCUCAGCAGCGGAGCGGGAGCGCGGGGCGGCUUGGUACCUGCAGGUUUCCCCUGCCCGCGACCGCUGCCGGGAGCUCGCGGAGCGGCUCGCGGAGGCCGAGAGCCCGGAGACGGCGCGGAAGCGGCAGAAGCUCGUGGAGGAGACCUCCGCCGCGCGCCGGCGCCUCGAAGCGGAGCUCCAAAAGUCGCAGGAGGAGGGCCAAGAGCUCAGCAAUCGCCUGGCUGCGGUGGAGGCAGAGGUGUCCAGCAAGACCGCGGAGCUCCAAGCUGCGCAGAGCGAGAGCGUGAAGUGCAAGGAGCGGUGCGAAGAGCUCGCAGCUCGUGCUGCAGCUGCGGAGUCAGCCGUGGCGGAGAUGCAACAGGAGCUCGUGCAGCUGCAGGAGGAGCACAGCCGGUGCCAAGAGCGUUGUGAGGAGCUUGCAAAUCGUUUGGAGGCAGAAGCUUCAGAGCAUGCCAAGACCAAGGAGCUUCUGGCGCAGGCCGAGUCCCAUGCCGCC